Messenger RNA from Acanthocheilonema viteae, 726 nucleotides. The record is from the annotation of a GenBank genome assembly. NCBI's taxonomy places the organism in Eukaryota, Metazoa, Nematoda, Chromadorea, Rhabditida, Onchocercidae.
GCUUAUCAGACAUUUUUAAAAAAUGUUAUCAGUGGCCUUCAUACUGUUCACAGCAAGCUGAAACGUCUCCAAACUCGACUUGUUAUUUGUAACGUUGAACAGAUUCGAGCAUUGCGUGGUUUGGGUGCUAUUCAACAAGGUGUUAAUCGUUGUAAAUUAAUUUCCUGUAAUGAUUUUGAUCAACUAUACGAUGAUUGUUAUAGAAUGCAUCGAGCGGGUCGCCCAACAAAGCGUUCCAUAGAAUUUGAAAAUACGCCAACUGAUAGAAAUAAGAAAGCGAAAUACACUUCAGAUAGAACAUUGGUACCAUUUACAAUAAGCCAACAGAUUGACGUUCGAGAUUUGAUGGAAGGCGCUUCGGAAUCAUUACGAUCAGCUAAACAGACGAUAGAUAUAACCAUUCCUCAUUAUAAUUUCAGCGAAAGUUCAUCUGCAUUAAUCAUUCCACGAAGCGCUUCGUUAUCAUCGUUACCGUUGAAUUUGACAAAAAAUGCUAACAAUCAUCAGUAUGACAAUGUUGGGAAUGCAUCGCAGAAGGAAAUUUCGUAUGAUAAUUCGAAAAUGUAUCAAUCAAAUCAAAACGUCUGUUCCGUUCAGGAUGCGUCAACCGAAUAUAUGGAAGUUUUACAAGCUAUGCUCAGUAAAUUAAUCACGUUGAUUGAAAUUGCAACGUUGAAUUUAAAAACAGAACGUGAAUUGGUCGAGAAUGAGAAAUGUGAAGUUUAA